AGAUUAUUAUAAUUAAAUUUGGAACUAAGCAUACGUCAUUACAAAAAAGAAAUAAUUAGGUGAUUAUCUUUGACAAGUUUCAAUGACUUCAGUUAAGCUAAGGAAUUUAAAUCAGCUAAAUAGUUUAAAAGAAAAGUGUUGCGUUUGAUUCAGUAGGAAAUUUCAUCGACUAUAAGACGAAAGAUAUCUUAUCAUUUCGCUCAAACAUUUCUUCAAUGAAAUGUUUAUUCAAACUGAAGAAACAUCUCUCACUGAUCACGUCCACGAGAAACACAUUCAUUUGUAUCUCAUUAUAGCAGAUUUCUUUUCUCAAUUUUUACAAAUUUUUCUCAAAAGCAAAUAUUUUGUUCAUUAAGUGAUCGUUUGCUAUAAGAUUCGGUUGUUCAAAAACAAUUAAGCUUUAAGUUUAGAUGAUUAAUGAUUAAUAAUAAUUUAAAGAAAUGUUUGAAAAUUUAAUUUUUCUGUCUUUUGUGAUAUUAUCAACAACUUCGAUCAUUGUGAGUAUUAAGAUAAGAAAUUUCUCAUCAUAACUUUGUAAGACAUAAUAAAAAUGUCUUCGUUGCUUAAUUAUGCAGAGUGUCGAAACGAUUGAUUGUAAUUUCACUUUCAUCGAAAGUAAGUCAAAUAGUUCCGUUUAUAGCGAUGCACAAAUUCAUCUCAUAACACCGCAAGUUGGAUCAAAUAACAUUUUCCAUUGUCAUCAAUAUUUCGAAAAUGACUUUCAGUUUGUUUUUGUAAACAAAUCAUCACCAUUAAAUCUUGUCAAUCGACUGAACUCUCAUGAAAGUCAUGAACUACAGGAGCAAACAUGCAUCGCAACCAAAAGAUUCAUCACACCAAAGGCGUUAAACAGCAUAUACAAUGUCUUGACACCAGUUUUAAAUGACGCUUCCUUUGUUCAAAAAAUUCAGAUUACUGAGUGUCGAACACUUCGUGAACCUUGUCACGCACAAGUAGCUGUGUCAUCAAAUUAUCGACAUAUCUGUUGGCAAGAAUAUCUUAUAAUUAAGUUGAAAGCUGUAAGAUUUGGUGGAACAAUUUACGAAGAAGAUUUUUAUUACCCAUCGUAUUGUUCAUGUCGAUUAAUUCGAAAAGCAUAA
This is a messenger RNA of Clunio marinus, 1100 nucleotides long. The record is from the annotation of a GenBank genome assembly. Lineage: Eukaryota; Metazoa; Arthropoda; Insecta; Diptera; Chironomidae.